Sphenostylis stenocarpa is the source of this 162-nucleotide messenger RNA. The record is from the annotation of a GenBank genome assembly. Lineage: Eukaryota; Viridiplantae; Streptophyta; Magnoliopsida; Fabales; Fabaceae.
AUGGCUGCUCGUCUUUUUCAUGCCUUGAAAGAUGAAUCCCAGUCUCUUCGAUUUGUUGUUCAAGAGGCAACUAUAUCUCUUGCUUCAGCAUACAAAGGAGCACCAUUAGCUGUGUUACAAGAUUUGGAGAUACUUCUGCUAAAAAAUUCUCAAGUGGUAUGA